CUUCAGGCACUACUUCAUUUCUUUCAAUAUUCCUUCUCAGGGAAACUCGUUUUCUUUCUGGGACAAAAUGAAGAGCUCAGGCUCCCCUGUUUUCCUUUUUGCAUUCUGUCACAUCUUCUGUUUAGCAUUUGGCACCGAUGUUAAACCACUUGCCCCUGCACUAUAUGUGUUUGGAGAUUCACUGCUUGAUAGUGGCAAUAACAACUUCUUGCCUACCCUUGCUAAGGCUAAUUACCUUCCUUACGGUUCUAAUUUCGACAAAGGAAUCACCGGAAGGUUCACCAAUGGAAGGACACUACCAGAUUUUGUAGCUGAAUUUCUAGGUCUUCCUUACGCUCCACCUUAUCUGAGUGUGCGCGUACCCGCAACCCUCACAGGUUUUAACUAUGCAUCAGGAACAUGUGGUAUUCUGCCUGAAACUGGAAGCUUAUUUGGCAAAUGUUUGAACUUGGGAGAUCAAAUCAAUUUGUUCGAACGGACAGUGAAGUCAGAGUUGCCAAGACAGUUUGGUGGCUCACGUGAGCUUUCAGAGUACCUAUCCAAGUCCAUAUUUCUAGUCUCCAUAGGAAACAAUGACUACCUCAAUAAUUACCAGAACCCAAGCAACCAACGCGACCCUCAGCAAUUCGCUCAAGUUCUCACUGAUGCACUUUCUCAUCAUUUUGAGAAGCUAUAUAAUUUGGGAGCAAGGAAGGUGGUUAUGUUUGAAAUUGGCCCAAUUGGGUGCAUUCCCUCGGUUGCCAAGACACAUGAACACACAGGACAAUGCUUCGAGGAAACAAACCAGCUAGCCUCCUAUUUUAACAACAGACUUCCUGCAGUGCUAAACAAUUUGACAUCCACCCUCCGGGGCUCCAUUUUUGUUCUUGGCCGUGCUAAUUGGCUAGGUUACGAUGCUGUUGUGCACCCUUCUAAAUAUGGUCUAAAAGAUUCAAUCAAUCCAUGUUGCACUACCUGGGGGAAUGGGACUUCUAUGUGCAUUCCAUUUCUAAAGCCAUGCCCUAACCCAGAGGAGCAUUAUUUUUGGGAUGCAUUUCAUCUUACUGAAGCUGUCUACUCUGUAAUAGCGAGCCGAUGCAUCAAUGACACAACCGUCUGCCUUCCUUUCAAUAUAAAGGACCUCGUGGAGAAGUGAAGGAAUUUAUAUAUAUCAAGAAUAAUUAAUGUCGUUAUUGUUCAUUCAUUAUAUAAUUCAUUAUUUGAUGUACAAUAAAUAUUGGUUGGCAUCUCAGUAAUGUGAGAUAACCACCUCAUGUGAACCUAAUUCUUUCUAUGAAUCACAUGGUAAGGGAUAAUUAAUCAAAUUAAAUAAGAAAA
This is a messenger RNA of Rubroshorea leprosula, 1317 nucleotides long. The record is from the annotation of a GenBank genome assembly. Lineage: Eukaryota; Viridiplantae; Streptophyta; Magnoliopsida; Malvales; Dipterocarpaceae.